AAGUCGGAGAAACACAUUGAAGCUGGUAUAAAGAAACUUUACCACUAAUCAACUUCAAUCAGCUCUAAUGGCUUCUAAACAUUUAGCUGCCCUUGCAAUCCUCGCAAUUCUUCUUCCUGCUGUGGCCAUGGCAACUGAGUUUACUGUUGGAGAUGAUCAAGGUUGGACCAUUAAUUUCGACUAUGAAGCCUGGGCCAAGGACAAAGUCUUUCAUGUUGGCGAUAAACUAGUCUUCAAAUACACGGCGGGAAGGCACAAUGUCUUCAAAGUUAACGGUACUGCCUUCACGAACUGCGCUAUACCACCAGCAAAUGAGGCUCUUACCACUGGAAAUGAUGUGAUUACACUGGCCACCCCUGGAAGGAAGUGGUAUAUUUGUGGUGUGAACGACCAUUGUGCCAACUAUGGACAGAAGCUUGCCAUCACAGUGCUGGAAGCGUGGGUGUCUCCUGCAUCAGCCCCCUCCACCCCCGCAGCAUCAGCUCCCUCCACCCCCGCAGCGUCAGCCCCCUCCACCCCCGCAGCACCAGCCCCCUCCACCCCCGCAGCACCAGCACCCAGUUCUGCUUAUGGGAUCUCGGUGUCUGGGUAUCAGCUGCUGAUGGCAGCCAUGGUUGCUGUUGCUUUCCUAGUCGUUUGAUCUGCUUUUUCUCCGGGAGUACCUUUGAUCAUCUAGUUUUCAAGAGAUUUCUUUGUUUCAUUGUUCUUCUAUUCAAUUAUUUUUUGGACUGAAAAAUGCGAUGUGUGAUGAAGUUUGAGUGGAAAUGAAACAUCCAAUUUUUUUUGUUUCUAUCA
Molecule: messenger RNA, 795 nt
Organism: Vitis vinifera (wine grape)
Lineage: Eukaryota; Viridiplantae; Streptophyta; Magnoliopsida; Vitales; Vitaceae
Product: blue copper protein 1a-like
Exons: 2
Coding region: 68-640 (190 amino acids)
Cellular component (GO): plasma membrane
Molecular function (GO): electron transfer activity
Source: RefSeq, a predicted model, not a curated record